AUGGCAGAAGUCCCAGCAAAGCGAUUCUGGCAUCUCUCCCGACCCUCGGAGAACCAAUGGCAGCUCACCCUCUCCAACCCGCCGGAGAACCGACUCCUGCCCCUCGUACUCGUCGACCUGUCCUCGCGGCUGGAUGAGAUCGAGGCUCAGUGGCGUACGACGUGGGAAGCAGCUCCAGAGGACAAGAAGCCCGGCGGCUCUGUAGUGCUCGCGUCCGACAACAAGAAGUUUUGGAGCAACGGGUUCGACCCCACCAAGAUGGGCCGGGCUGGCUUCAUGCCCUAUGUGUUCUAUCCCGUUAUGAACCGACUCCUGACCUUUCCCCUCAUCACUGUCGCGAGCAUCAACGGUCACUGUUUCGCGGGAGGCAUGUUGAUCGCACUCUCCUGUGACUAUAGGCUCAUGACGACCGGCAAGGGCUGGAUGUCAAUGAAUGAACCCAUUCCUUCUGAAGUUUGCCGUCUCCUCGCCGCGCGCGUCUCACCGACGUACUGGACCAAGCUUCUGCUCGGCCACAGAUGGACGUCGCAGGAAGCCCUCGCGGCUGGGUUCGUGGACGAGAUCGUGGACAAUGACGGUGCCCAUGAGGGAAAGCUGCUGAAGCGAUCUCUCGCUUUCGCGGCAGAGCGCGCACCCAAUGUGGCUAGUGGGGCUUGGGGUCUCAUCAAGGCUGGUGUCACUACGCCAAUUGCGGACCAGCCGCACAAGUGGCGUAUGACGUAUCGACCCCCGCAUGAGAGGGAGAUGUUCAAGCACGGGACGAAGGACUUCUUCUAUGUCGGAAACAGCAAGUUGUGA
This is a messenger RNA of Trichosporon asahii var. asahii CBS 2479, 798 nucleotides long. RefSeq lists its product as uncharacterized. The coding region runs from base 1 to 798 and encodes 265 amino acids. Gene Ontology annotation, cellular component: peroxisome. Gene Ontology annotation, biological process: fatty acid beta-oxidation. Gene Ontology annotation, molecular function: delta(3)-delta(2)-enoyl-CoA isomerase activity; enoyl-CoA hydratase activity. The record is from RefSeq and is a predicted model, not a curated record. Lineage: Eukaryota; Fungi; Basidiomycota; Tremellomycetes; Trichosporonales; Trichosporonaceae. The transcript is spliced from 3 exons.